Tripterygium wilfordii is the source of this 398-nucleotide messenger RNA. RefSeq names its product glutaredoxin-C9-like. Lineage: Eukaryota; Viridiplantae; Streptophyta; Magnoliopsida; Celastrales; Celastraceae. The coding region runs from base 27 to 398 and encodes 123 amino acids. The record is from RefSeq and is a predicted model, not a curated record. The transcript has a single exon.
AGGUGGCGAAGAAAUCAAGGAUUCCGAUGGGUGGAGGAGGAGAUGCAUCAACGAUGAAGAAUCUGAUGGACGUCGUCAACCCGUACGAGAUAGUGCGGGAGGUGGCAUCAACCAAUGCUGUGGUGGUUUUCAGCAUGAGCGGUUGCUGUAUGUGCACCGUAGCCAAGCGGCUUCUCUUUGGGCUUGGAGUCGGCCCAGCCAUAGUGGAGGUGGACCGUCAUGAGUUGGGCCAUGAUAUCCAUGCCGUACUCUUCCAGCUUGCUGCAAAUGGACAACAGCCCACUCCGGCUAUCUUUGUUGGGGGAAAGUUUCUGGGGAGUAUUGAGACUCUGAUGGCUUGCCACAUCAACGGCACUUUGGUUCCUCUCCUCAAGGAUGCUGGUGCUCUCUGGCUCUGA